Molecule: messenger RNA, 6864 nt
Organism: Lytechinus variegatus (green sea urchin)
Lineage: Eukaryota; Metazoa; Echinodermata; Echinoidea; Temnopleuroida; Toxopneustidae
Biological process (GO): attachment of spindle microtubules to kinetochore; protein localization to kinetochore
Cellular component (GO): nucleus
Source: RefSeq, a predicted model, not a curated record
CUGAUUUGCUUUUGAAGUCGGGUGUUGUUGACGGUUAGCAGCGAACCAGCGAGUGACUCGGUACCAGACUCACAAUGGCUAGUAGGAAAAGGAAAUCUCUGUCUUCUAUACUGAAGACAGUGUCACCAUCAAGGACUGCAUUGUCGGAUUUGAACCCGAAUGUGAACGAACUACCGACUGAUGAAACAACCCAUCUAGAUCUGAUAGAGAAAAAGAAGCGGAGGUCCUCUAGGAGAGUGAGUUUUGCAGAGACCUACCAAGUCAAAGAAUUUCUGAAAGAUUCUGACAGGAAAGAAUUAGGCCUAUGGAAUGAUUCUCAAGAUGGUACGACACACCAGGAAUUGCCAGCCAGUGAACAAGCAAAUGUUCAAUCCGACCAUGCUGGACCGAGUGGGAGUCAUCAUGAUCAAGCCCCUUGUAUUACAGGUUUGGAAACCCUGUUGUCUGGACCCAUUAAACAGGAAGCACAUUCCAUGACCUCGGAAGAGCAAGAUCCUUAUGGAUCCACCUUUAAAAGGGCUGCAAAUCAACUUAAUCAGUGUCCUCCAAAUUACAACGUGGAACAAAGGAAGAAUGAUAUCAAUGAAAGUAGUGUGAAAAGCAGUUUCCUGAAGUCUGUGAUUGCAGCAGAUUCAUCGUUUGCAGCGCCUGCAUUUGGGUCUUUUGCAUCAACAUCCAGACAACAGGCAGAAGAUCAGGAAGACAGACCUCAAGGAUCCAGCUUCAAGAACACUUUCUUGCAAGCAGUUGUGGCUGCAGAUGCACUUGGUUCAAUGAAACAUCAAAGCCAGCAGCAGAAUGUGGAUCUUGGUAUGGAGUUCACAACUUGUUACGACCCCAGUGACAUCACAAACAGAUAUGAAGGAAACAAAGAAAAAGUUGGAGAUAUCACAAGAAUAUUUGGAGGACAGGGAGAUGGGUUUGAGAAUGAUAAUGGGAUGGAUAUGACCACGUGUAUGGGAGGUUUCGAGACAAUGCAGAAGAAGCUUGCAAGACCGGCAGCAGAAUCAACAAGAAUUUUCGAUGCUGAGAACACAAACAAAAUGGAACUGACAGAGUGCCUCAAGGAUUUUGGAGGAAUUUCAUGCAGCACUAACAAAUCCCUUGGAAGGACUUUGAAUCAAACAGGAACCAAUUUGAAUUUUACUCAGGUGUUUGGUAAAAUGUCAGAAAGUGAUUAUGCUGACAUGCCCCAUGAAUCCACCGCAAGACUCCUCCAGAGAAUUGAUGAUGCCAUUGCUGGAAGCGAUUGUAGUGGGGCCGAAACAACAGGGGUAGAUAAUAGCAAAACUGGCCACAUGAAUGCUUUGCACAGCACAAGAAAUAAUACUCGAAAGUCCUUAGCCCUGGACACAAUUCAAGAGGUUUCUUCAUCCACAGCAUCGAUGUUAAAUUCAACCUCUAGGGAUAAAUCAGCAGUGGCUGCAUCCUUUGUACUUGAAGCCUGCACGGAAGAUGAUGAAAUGGAUAUAACCACUUGCAGUAAUUACACAAAAGACAUCAGGAUCAGGUCAGCUCAGGAAGAAAUGAACAGGUCACUGGAUAAAAAUGAAGCGAUGUGUGAUGUUGGCGAUUCAGUAUCUGCUGUAAAACCAAAGGUGGUGGUUUCAUCUUCUGUUGUGGCAAAAGGAAGCAGUGGAGACCAUACCAGAGUGCUUGACCAAGCUGCAGAUGAUUCAGCUGAAAUGGAAAUGACCUGUGCCAUUACCCAGCCACUAAUCAAAGGUAAGGAGGUAAAAGAAGAACUUCCAAGGGCUCCAGCAUUGUCAGAUGAAGACAGAACUAGAGUUUUUACCUCGGAGGACACUGCCAUGAUGGAAAUGACAUGUGUUGUGAGUGGAGCAAGUAGGUCAGCAUUACAUAUUGAGAGUGUCCACCAACAAAAAACGAUACCUUCAUCAGUCUCAAGCAAAGUAGUGUCCCACACUCAUUCUGCAAAAGAUGCCAAUAACUCAGAUGAUAUGGAAAUGACCUGCGCCAUAAAUCAAACACUGAUGACAGGUAGUCAGGCCAAGGGACAACUCCCACAAUUAACAGUCGUUGAUAAAGACACAACCAGAGUAUUCAACUCUGAUGACACUGCAGCAAUGGAGAUGACUUGUGCCAUGAAUCAACCUGUUAUCAUAGGCAGUCGGUCAAGAGGGAAACCUCUAAGCCUACAAGCAACUUCUGAUGAAGACAAGACCAGAGUAUUUAACUCUGAUGACACUGCAGCGAUGGAGAUGACUUGUGCCAUCAAUCAACCUGUUAUCAUAAGCAGUCAGUCAAGAGGAAAACCUCAAAUCCUACAAGCAACUGCUAAUGAAGACAAGACCAGAGUAUUUAACGCCGAUGACACUGCAGCGAUGGAGAUGACUUGUGCCAUGAAUCAACCUUUUAUAAGCAGUCAGUCAAGAGGAAAACCUCAAAUCCUACAAGCAACUGCUAAUGAAGACAAGACCAGAGUAUUUAACGCCGAUGACACUGCAGCGAUGGAGAUGACUUGUGCCAUGAAUCAACCUGUUAUCAUAAGCAGUCAGUCAAGAGGAAAACCUCAAAUCCUACAAGCAACUGCUAAUGAAGACAAGACCAGAGUAUUUAACGCCGAUGACACUGCAGCGAUGGAGAUGACUUGUGCCAUGAAUCAACCUGUUAUCAUAAGCAGUCAGUCAAGAGGAAAACCUCAAAUCCUACAAGCAACUGCUAAUGAAGACAAGACCAGAGUAUUUAACGCCGAUGACACUGCAGCGAUGGAGAUGACUUGUGCCAUGAAUCAACCUGUUAUCAUAAGCAGUCAGUCAAGAGGAAAACCUCAAAUCCUACAAGCAACUGCUAAUGAAGACAAGACCAGAGUAUUUAACUCUGAUGACACUGCAGCAAUGGAGAUGACUUGUGCCAUGAAUCAACCUGUUAUCAUAAGCAGUCAGUCAAGAGGAAAACCUCAAAUCCUACAAGCAACUGCUAAUGAAGACAAGACCAGAGUAUUUAACGCCGAUGACACUGCAGCGAUGGAGAUGACUUGUGCCAUGAAUCAACCUGUUAUCAUAGGCAGUCGGUCAAGAGGGAAACCUCUAAGCCUACAAGCAACUUCUGAUGAAGACAAGACCAGAGUAUUUAACUCUGAUGACACUGCAGCAAUGGAGAUGACUUGUGCCAUGAAUCAACCUGUUAUCAUAGGCAGUCAGUCAAGAGGAAAACCUCAAAUCCUACAAGCAACUGCUAAUGAAGACAAGACCAGAGUAUUUAACGCCGAUGACACUGCAGCAAUGGAGAUGACUUGUGUCAUGACUGGAGUGAAUACCUCUGCAUUUUCCUUUAAGAAUGCACACCAAAGCAAAAUUUUGUCCUCAGCAGGGCUUCCUUCUUCAGAAAAAGAGCAUGCUUCAUCUUUUGUAUCAGGUUUGACUCAAAGUGUGGACAAUGAUACCAAUAAGACCGCUGAAGACACUACAACAUGUUUUGAAAACACUACUUACUUGAGAAAACUACCAGAAGGACUGGCUUAUCAGAUGAGGACAAGGAAGGGAAAGCAAGGCAUGGACAUCUUGCAGAAUGACGACACUGCGUUCAUGGAAAUGACUGAAUGUGUAAGUGCACCUUUCUCUUCAGAAAACUCAGAUCUUCCUACAGAUGAUAUGAAGCUGACUGAAGGUCUUGAUAAACAACAUGGAACGUCUCAACCAAAGAUGAUGAGGCAGCAGGACUAUGAGAAUACAAAGAUAUAUGAUGAUGAGAACACUGGACACAUGGAGAUGACAACAUGUAUAGAUACACUUCCGUCAAUGAAGGUAGAGGGAAAGGUGUGUAGAGAUGAUCAAACACAUGUGUUCAAUAAUGAGGAUACUGCAAACAUGGAAAUGACAUGUGCUGGGGUUGUCUUACCCCCACUGUCAAAAGCAAAACAGAUUCCUAAAAACAGUUCUGAGGAGCCAACACAUAUUUCUCGGUCUGAUGAUCCUUCUACAGGCAUGGAAUCGACAGCAUGUGUGCUUUCCAGGAAUUCAUCAUCAACCGUAAAUGCACAUGCAGGCAGACCUGUAAACUCUGAUGUACUGGGUAAAACACUUCUUUUCAGCCAAUCAACAUGUGACGACACAUCAGGAAAAAAUCAGACCCAGUCUGAGACUUCGGAUGUUGCAUUUCCAAGAAUGAAAGUUGAGAAAAUGAUUCUACCACAAUUUUCUACUGAAUCAGAAAUGAAGAAUACCCAACAAACCACUCGGGUUGCUGAUGUCAGCACCUUGAUCAAUGCUGAACAGUCUUUGAGAGAUAUAGAUGAUUUCAAGAUUCAACCAAACAAUGCUGCUGAAGAGAAAAUCCAUCAGAAAGAUGGUGAGAUAAAUAUCAGUGGUGACAUCCCUCAUGACAAGACAUCAGAUACGUAUACUCUUACUCACCCCGCUCUCCAACAGGAUGAGGACAAUCAACUAGGGGAAGAACUAGCUGCACAGGAAAAGCUCCAACAGGGUCGCAACUCUGACACUUUCACCAUCAAUAAUUCCUCUGUGACAGGGUCUGGGAAGAGGAAAUUGAGUUCACUUACAGAGGGAAUCUCACAAAGAUCUACAUCUGCUUCCAGUGAGGAAGGCAAGUCCAAGGCUAAUGAAGAGGGGUCCACUAGUUCACCUGACUCGGAAUCGCAUGCAUCAUUUGUUUUGAAGGACAGUAUCAUCUUGCCAGAUUGGAUUGAUGCCGAAGAUGAGAAAGGAAUUUUGGAUGAACUGCCCAUUGAUAAUGACAACACUGAAGAUUUGUGCAUGACUUCAAACAAGAGGCAGAGAAUUGAAGAUGCUGUCUUCACAUCAUCUUAUAUGGAUGCAUCCCAUUUGACCUCUAACCUUUCCCAUCUGCCCUUGUCAUCCGAGAGGGGUUCAAGUUCAGUUGAAGACUUCUUGCAAAUGUUAUUCAAGUUCAACGACCUUCCUAUGGGCAAACGUAGUGUCAUGUGUCCCACAAAGAUUUCUGAGCCUUCUACACUAAGCAGCCAAUUAGAAGAUACCUGUGUCAUUAAACCUAAAGCUGAUAUGUACGAAUGGGCCAUCAAAUUUCUCACACCAACUGUUCAAGAGCUAAGGAAAUCGGUGGCAUCACAAGAUCCAAAACACUUUGAAGAGAAUGUUCCCAUUGUCAAGGAAUUGCAAUCUGCUGGUCCUGAAAGAUGUUCUGAGAUACUUGAGAAAGGGAAGAAUCUAGAGAAGUAUUGUAAAGCAUCCUCUAAAACCAAGAUGAAAGGUUGGAGGCUACAAAUGAUCAAGAAUACCACGACAACCAUGCAGGAUUCAAGCCAGCACUUUGGAAACAAGCUAGCCAAGGUGACAAGUUCAAUAUCUACAAUUGAGGAACUGUUGCAGCAAUUACACUCUGUUGAGAGUUCAUUGGAUGAUGCAAUCAAGAGCAUAGAAGAAAUGAAAUUGCCGUCUGAAGAAGAGAAAUCAGAAUGGAUUGCAAAUCAACAACGAUUGGAAUUAAUGGAAUCAAAUCUCAAAGAACAAGAACAGGCAGUACAAGAGACUGAAUGCAAGAGGAGAAGGUUAGAAGGAGAGAUAAAGAGUUUAGAGGAAAGUACGAUGAAGCUGGAGGCAGAACAAGAAUUAUUGAGCAGACCUGGAAAGGUAACCAACCAAUCAGAGGCAGAUAUAGAGAAAAUGAAGUCCGAGAUCCUCCUCCUCCAAAGCCUUCAAGAAUGGAGACUGCAAGCUUUCCAAGAAAAUAAUUACAAGUUUUCAUCCCUUGGCAAGUCAGUAUUGCUCCACGUAAAGUAUGGUGGCAAAGAAACAGGAAACAAGUUGAUUGAUGUCACAUUACAUAGUGUGCUUGCACAUGAUGCCUGUAGCUCAGCUAAACUUGCCCAUUCACUAUUCUUCAGCAGUGUAAAUACAGACCAGUUAAAAACUCUCUAUCCAACUUAUGAUGACCUUCCACAGAUGAUGCAACAUAUGUCAGAGUUGGUUGGUCAGGUCAGGUUGCUAGAGGCCGAGGUUAGUAGAAUAGACUUCUGGCAUCCAGUUACUACAACACACAACAGAUUAUCAAUUGAGUUUUCAAGUAUUGAAAACCACUGUAUGUUGUGCAUUCAUCUGGAUCUACUACCAGGCCAGUAUCCAGUCACAGCAAUACCACACAGCUCUAUCAUCAAGAUAGGUAAAAUAAGUGAGAAGGCCAUCAGUGACACCAUCGAUGCAGCACCUGGAUGGGCGUACAUCACAAGAAUCACCAAAGGCAUUGAACAGCUUCUCAAGCAUUCAACAUGAGAGAUUGUAUCUAUUUGUUGGUAACGUAAGGCGACCGCACACCUUACGAUUGGUCUGCGACCCGAUUUCAGAAUAGAAUGUAGUAGAAUUUGAUGCUAAUAUUGAGACUUGGAAUAUCUUACUGUGUAAAGUUCUAAAUCAUCAUAUGAAUACCUCUGUUCAAAUCGGUGACUAUGCUAUCAUCCUUCUUAGAAUAAAAGCAAAUUUAAUACCUACAUGUAGUCAUAAUGACGUCAUAGCAGUAGUACGAUUGACUACGAAUUGAAACUAAUUUGGCCUUUUUAUUCCAAAAUAAAGGCUUGCAAUCUUUCAAAAUGGUUAUAUUCAUAUUAUUUCAAUUAAUUUUAACCUGAAAUAAAGUGAUAUGUUCCAUUCACAUUUUCAGAAAAUGACCAAAAUACGAUAUAUUCUAAAAUCGGAUUGCGAACAGUCGUAACGUGUGCAGUGGCCUUUAGCUAUUGUUAUUAUUCAUAUAAUUAGAGUGUAAAAAAACGUGUAAAUAAGAGGAAAUGACCAUUGUGAGAUUAACGCUGGUUAUCGCAGCUUUAUGUGUUGUCAAGUGACAUUGCACUCUUUUGUUUUUAUUUUGCAUGUGUUUUGUGGUGUGAGGAUACAAUCGGUUACUUAUGUACUU